Molecule: messenger RNA, 844 nt
Organism: Papilio machaon (common yellow swallowtail)
Lineage: Eukaryota; Metazoa; Arthropoda; Insecta; Lepidoptera; Papilionidae
Product: translocon-associated protein subunit gamma
Exons: 4
Coding region: 153-704 (183 amino acids)
Biological process (GO): SRP-dependent cotranslational protein targeting to membrane
Cellular component (GO): endoplasmic reticulum; membrane
Source: RefSeq, a predicted model, not a curated record
ACUUUCAUGUUUGGUUGCCGUUUCUCCUCUGUCUUGUCAGCUGUGAUUAGGUUACACGUUGCACUUAAACGUACUGAUAAUUUAUAUAUUCUUGAGCUGCGUUAUAAAUAAGGUGUUUAUUUUAUAGAGCAGAAUAAUAUUAAGUAUACAAAAUGUCCGGAAAAGGUAAUAAAGCUUUUACAAAAGAGGAGGAACUUUUGCUUCAAGAUUUCAGCAGAAAUGUGUCAACGAAAUCUUCAGCAUUAUUCUAUGGAAAUGCAUUUAUUGUUUCUGCGAUUCCCAUUUGGCUAUUUUGGAGAGUACACGCUUUGGAAGUGAGCCCUUCACUUGCAUGGUUUGGCGUGGUAACAACUGCCAGCACUUGGUUGUUAGCCUUAGCAUACCGUAACACUAAGUUUCAGCUAAAGCACCGUGUGGCUGUGCGCCGGGAAGACGCAGUCGCUAGGGAGAUGACCAGGAAGUUGGCUGAUGAUAAGAAAAUGAGCAGAAAAGAGAAAGAUGAGAGGAUUCUUUGGAAGAAGAAUGAAGUGGCUGACUAUGAGGCAACAACUUUCUCCAUCUUCUACAAUAAUGCAUUGUUCCUGACAAUUGUCAUCCUUAGCAGUUUCUACAUUCUUCGCUCAUUCACACCAACUGUUAACUAUAUUGUGUCUUUGACAGCGGCAUCUGGAUUUUUGGCACUGUUGUCCACAGGAACAAAAUGAAAAAAGAAUGUUGACUGAGUGAUGUGCUUUAGAUGCCUGAUCUGCACAAAUAUCGAAGCACAACACAACAGAGUCUAUACUCAAUUUUAAGUUAUUUAAGUGAUGUGCUCGUCAUGGUCGCAUUCUGUUAAUAGAUUUAA